AUGGCUCAGAACAGUAUUAAUCUCAUGUCUGUACUUGAACAUUGGUUUACCCUGGAUGAUGAAUCAGCGUCGAAAUUGCUCAUGCUAGAUGAUGGCAUAAUUUUGCUACCCUAUGGUAUUCAUCAUCAUAAUGAAAGUCAAGCGGAUCAAGCAGUCCCAUGCAUCAGAAAUACCACUGAAUCGAUCUCAAAGCCAGAUGUCCUGGUGAGAAUACCACCGAACAACGACAGCAACCAAGCCAAACAAGAGAUAAUCGAACAAUUGAAACAGCGCUAUCGUAACAACCGAACACAGCUGAAACUAAUUGAGCACUUUUAUCAAACAUAUAAGUCGACUGACAACGAACCAAUUCGAUGGUAUACAGGCAAGCCGUUUCUAUAUAAACAAAUUAAUCGAGCCUUGCGUACGGAAGACAUUCAAAUGUUGCGCACAUUUCGUUACAUUAUUUCUGACAUCAGCCGUUGUCUCAAGCAAGAAUUCGAAUAUAUAAAAGAGUUUGUUGGUCAAAUAACUCUCUAUCGAGGAUUAAGAGUUUCAAACGAAGAACUUAACAAAUUGAAAGAGAAUGUCGGCAAAAUGAUAUCUACCAAUGGGUUUUUAUCGACAAGUCGCUCUCGAGCAGUAGCAUUGGUGUUUGCUGGUAAACUAACAACAGACAAACAAAGUGUAUUAUUUGAAAUCGAAUGUAAUUUGAAUGAACUUCAGAAUGAUGCCGUUAUUUUUGCCGAUAUUGCUCGAUUUAGCGAGAUACCAAACGAAGAAGAAGUUCUAUUCGAUAUUGGUGCUGCGUUUUUUAUGGAAUCAGUCUGUUACGACAAUGAACUGAAUGUGUGGCUGUUUAAACUGCGAGCCGUCGAUGAAGCAGCUCAAAUAGCUGAAGUCUAUCUAGAGCGUAACAACGAAUUUAUCGAAAAUGAUGGGUCAGUUUCAGCGAGCACUCUACUAUUUUCAACGAUUGCUAAACAAUAG
Molecule: messenger RNA, 969 nt
Organism: Didymodactylos carnosus
Lineage: Eukaryota; Metazoa; Rotifera; Eurotatoria; Philodinida; Philodinidae
Source: the annotation of a GenBank genome assembly